AUGUCGACUCCGCCUCUUAAAAAUUCAACACCGAAGAAUCUAAAAAGCUCCAGUCCGCCUCAGAAUCUGAAUAUGGGCAUCUCAAAUGUUCAGGCUGAUCUCUCAGACGGUACUAUCAUGGUGCUUGCUCCGACUGGCGAACCAGUGAAAGCAAAAGUUACGGUGCACUUCAAUGCCAUCGGUUCAGCACCGCUACUGCGGCAAAAUUUAUGCAAGAUCAGCAGCACACAGCGAUUUGAAGCAAUCGUCGCAUACCUUCGCCGAACGCUCAAGGUGGCUCCUUCUGAAAGUGUCUUUCUUUACGUUAACAACAGCUUCGCCCCAGCUCUUGACGAAGUGGUGGGAAACUUACAUCGCUGCUUCAAGGAUUCCAAGGACCAGCUAGCUGUCACAUAUUCCAUGACACCUGCUUUUGGAUAG
Molecule: messenger RNA, 420 nt
Organism: Blumeria graminis f. sp. triticale
Lineage: Eukaryota; Fungi; Ascomycota; Leotiomycetes; Helotiales; Erysiphaceae
Source: the annotation of a GenBank genome assembly